GGAUCAGUACGUUCCUCGCAACAAGCUGUUUUCUCAUUUUCGCGACGCCUUCUCCCUUGAAGCGUUCCUUUAAUGUCGGAUUGGCGUAGCAUCCCAUGCGUGGAAAGACACAAAGAGUUUCUGGAGAAACUUAUCGCGGCCUUGAUCGAUUGCACGUUCCAAAGUGUGUCUCGUGAUAAUCCUGUAUCGAGAUGGAGGGAACCAGGUCACUUGCGGGACAUCAUAAAUUUCGAUUUGGAGGACGGGCCACGGAGCCAGGAUAGUCUGCUGGAAAUAGCAAAUAAAGUUUUCAAAUACAGCGUUAAAACUGGCCAUCCCUACUUCAUGAAUCAGUUGUUCUCUGGAUUGGAUCCCUACGGUUUAGCCGGGCAAUGGCUCACCGAUACAUUAAACUCUUCCGUGUACACGUACGAGGUGGCACCCGUUUUAACAUUAAUGGAACAAUCUGUGAUUACAAAAUUACUGAGGAUGUUUUACAACGAAGAAAUCGGUAUUUCUUCUGGAGAUGGCCUUUUCUGUCCAGGAGGUUCCUUCUCAAAUGGCAUUGCUAUUAACUUAGCCCGAUUUUGGUUCAGGAAGAAAACUCAAAGUAAUAAAAAUGUACCAUCUUCGAAUUUAGUGCUCUUCACAUCCGAAGAUGCGCAUUAUUCGGUUUUAAAGUGGGCAAACGUUUGUGACGUGGAAGUCAUUCUCAUCAAGACCGAUAAUCACGGUAGAAUGGAUGUUAACGAUUUAAGAGCCAACAUAAUUGAAGAACAAAGAAAGGGGAAUUACCCGAUUUCUGUUAGCGCCACUGCAGGGACGACAGUCCUGGGUGCUUUCGAUCCACUAAUUGAAAUUGCGGACAUUUGUCAAGAAUUUGAUAUGUGGCUGCACGUUGAUGCAGCCUGGGGAGGUGGUUUAAUAUUCAGCAAAAGGCAUAGCUCUCUUUUGAGAGGAAUACAAAGAGCAGACUCUAUUCUGUUUAAUCCUCACAAAUUACUAGCUGUCCCUCAGCAAUGUUCGUUGCUUUUAACUAAGCAUCAGAACAUUUUUAAAGAAGCACAUUCCAAGCAAGCUCCCUACCUCUUUCAAAAAGAUAAGUUCUACCCUGCAGACCUAGAUGUUGGGGACAAGUAUUUGCAGUGUGGACGCAGACCAGAUGUGUUGAAGUUUUGGUUCAUGUGGCAGGCUAAGGGCGCUUCAGGAUUUGAAAAACAUAUUGACCACUUAAUGACACUCUCGGCACUUUUUAAAGAAGAAGUUGAAAAUAGAGAAGGCUUUGAGUUAGUGAUAGAUUCGUGUUUUAUAAAUGUGUGUUUUUGGUUUAUACCGCCAUCACUAAGAGGUAAAAAUUCAUCGUGUAACUACAAGAGCCGAUUAAACGACGUUGCACCGAAGUUAAAAGAGAAGAUGACCAAAAGGGGCAGCCUAAUGAUCAACUAUCAGCCGCUUCAUGGAAAACCGAACUUCUUUCGGUUCGUGAUACAAAAUUCAGGAGUGAAUACGCAGGAUAUUUAUUACGUUCUCGACGAGUUGGAGAACCUUGGGGAGACUAUUUAAAUUUCGCAUUUAUUGUAUAAAUCAAGUCACGCAUACACAACUGUAUACAAAAACAAAAAACUAUCAACAAUACAAUAAAUCAAGUUAAAGUAAUAAAUGAAAUAUACUUUAAAGGAA
Messenger RNA from Hylaeus volcanicus, 1659 nucleotides. Its product is annotated as cysteine sulfinic acid decarboxylase-like. The transcript is spliced from 6 exons. Gene Ontology annotation, biological process: carboxylic acid metabolic process. NCBI's taxonomy places the organism in Eukaryota, Metazoa, Arthropoda, Insecta, Hymenoptera, Colletidae. The coding region runs from base 73 to 1542 and encodes 489 amino acids. Gene Ontology annotation, molecular function: carboxy-lyase activity; pyridoxal phosphate binding. Gene Ontology annotation, cellular component: cytoplasm. The record is from RefSeq and is a predicted model, not a curated record.